Messenger RNA from Humulus lupulus (European hop), 2159 nucleotides. RefSeq names its product 3-ketoacyl-CoA synthase 11. Gene Ontology annotation, cellular component: membrane. The transcript has 2 exons. Gene Ontology annotation, molecular function: acyltransferase activity, transferring groups other than amino-acyl groups. NCBI's taxonomy places the organism in Eukaryota, Viridiplantae, Streptophyta, Magnoliopsida, Rosales, Cannabaceae. The record is from RefSeq and is a predicted model, not a curated record. The coding region runs from base 278 to 1813 and encodes 511 amino acids. Gene Ontology annotation, biological process: fatty acid biosynthetic process.
GUUUGAUACAGAAUUAAUUACAAUGUUCUCACAUGACACAUGGGAAAUGCAAUAAUCCUACCCAAUAUUAUGCUGUACAUACGUAGAAAUGUAUUUUUAUUAUAUUUAUUAAUUUAAGCCCACCACUCUCCGCGCACUCUUCUUUUAUUUAUUUAUCAAUUAUUACGCUUGUUCCAUUUGAAUUUUAAACUCUUUAUUACCGCUUAUCUCUCUCAUUCUUUGGUUCUCUGGUAGAUUCCUGCGACUUCUGGUGGAUUUGUCAUCUAAAGGGGGAACAAUGGCAGAGCCAAAACCACAUACCCCUUUGCUCCAACCAUCUUCAAUCCGUAACCUCCCAGACUUUAAGAAAUCUAUCAAACUGAAAUAUGUGAAGCUUGGCUACCAUUACCUUAUUACUCAUGGAAUGUACCUCUUCCUUUCCCCUCUUGUGGUGGUAAUUGCCGCUCAGAUGUCCACUUUUUCUCUACAAGAUCUUUAUGAUAUCUGGGAGAAUCUUCAAUUUAACCUGAUUUCAGUGAUUAUCUGCUCGACCCUGCUAGUUUUUCUUUGCACCCUUUAUUUUGUUACCCGGCCUCGGCCUGUUUAUCUUGUCAACUUCUCCUGCUACAAGCCGGAUGAAUCCAGGAAAUGCACAAAGAAGAUUUUCAUGGAUCACUCUCGGUUGGCCGGUACAUUCACAGAUCAGAGUUUGGAUUUCCAGCGUAAGAUCCUUGAGAGAUCAGGUCUUGGGGAUUCGACUUACCUUCCUGAGGCUGUGCUCAAUAUUCCUCCAAACCCCUCAAUGGAAGAAGCUAGGAAAGAAGCUGAAGCUGUGAUGUUUGGUGCAAUUGAUGAGCUGUUUGCUAAGACUGCUGUGAAACCUAAAGAUAUCGGAAUCUUGGUGGUGAAUUGCAGUCUGUUUAAUCCAACUCCAUCUCUUUCAGCAAUGGUUGUCAACCACUACAAGCUUAGAGGGAAUAUAACUAGCUAUAAUUUAGGUGGGAUGGGUUGCAGUGCAGGUCUUCUCUCCAUUGAUCUUGCUAAAGAUCUUCUUCAGGUCCAUCCUAACUCUUAUGCUUUGGUUAUCAGCAUGGAGAACAUUACAUUGAACUGGUACUUUGGUAAUGAUCGAUCAAAGCUUGUUUCGAAUUGCUUAUUUCGGAUGGGAGGUGCAGCUAUACUGCUUUCUAACAAAAGGUCUGACAGAAGAAGAUCAAAAUACCAGUUGGUACAUACUGUCCGCACCCACAAGGGUGCUGAUGACAAGUGCUUUGCUUGUGUUACCCAAGAAGAAGACUCCAAUGGGAAGGUUGGUGUUUCUUUAUCAAAGGAUCUCAUGGCAGUGGCAGGUGAUGCUUUGAAGACCAACAUCACCACAUUAGGACCUAUUGUUUUGCCAAUGUCCGAGCAGCUACUUUUCUUUGCUACUUUAGUUGGGAGGAAGCUUCUCAAGAUGAAGAUCAAACCUUAUAUCCCAGAUUUUAAACUAGCUUUUGAGCACUUCUGUAUUCAUGCUGGAGGAAGAGCUGUUUUGGACGAAUUAGAGAAGAACUUGCAGCUAUCUGAUUGGCAUAUGGAACCAUCAAGGAUGACGUUGUACCGAUUCGGAAACACUUCAAGCAGCUCUCUUUGGUAUGAAUUGGCUUACACUGAAGCCAAGGGAAGGAUCAAGAGAGGAGAUAGAACAUGGCAAAUAGCUUUUGGAUCAGGAUUCAAGUGUAACAGUGCUGUAUGGAAGGCUUUAAGGACAAUAAAUCCAGCAAAGGAAAAGAGCCCAUGGAUGGAUGAAAUUCAUCAGUUCCCAGUAGAAGUUCCAAGGGUUUCAAUUAUAUAAACUUCAGCAGAAAUUGUUACAUAAUUGGUGGCAUUCGCCUUCUAUUUAGACGAUAUAAACUAUCAUUUUUUAUUUGAGAUGUUGAAAGGUUCUAAUUGAUUUUCUUAGUAGUGAUGGUGGUCUGAUGAGAGAGCAGGAUGCUGUAUUUUUUAUUCAUUUGGGUUGUGGGAAUUGGUCUUGGGCUUUCACCAUUAGGUCUACGGAGACCGUGUGUUUUUUUUUUGGCAGUGUAGUCUAGGGGACAACAUUUGUGCAAUUUAAUUAGAACCAUUAACGAUUAAUUAUGUAUGACGGGAUUGGAAAGAUCCAACUGACCAAGUAUUUUAUAUAACAAAAGUUUCCAAUC